AGGACUCUCUAGAAAGCGACACCAACUGACCAACCCCAACCCUGCGCCUCCCUCCUCCCUGCGCCUCCUCUCUUCCAGGAGCCUCCUCUUCUAGAGAGAGAGAGAGGGAGGGACCAUAGCCGUGGCCGCACCGCCAACCACGCCGCCCGAAUCCCCCGAUCGAGACCGGAGCCGACGUGGCCUAGGGUUUCCGAGCCAGUCGGGCGCUAUGGUGGGCUGCUCCAGGGGCUCCCUCCCCACCUGGAUGACCGCCGCCGCCGCGCGGGUCGACCUCUCGGGCGGCGUAACACCUUCGCACCAGGGGUCGUCCUCUCCGUCCCCCUCCUCCUCGGGUCCCGCUCCGUCCGCGGGGGCGGACCAGGAGCUCGGGAUGUUCGAGCGCGCGCUCUCCGCCGCCGGUGCCGCCUUCGUCUCGGCUAUCAUCGUCAACCCUCUCGAUGUCGCCAAGACGAGGUUGCAGGCCCAGGCGGCAGGGGUGCUGUACCACCAGCCUGCCCAGAUGGCGGCGCUUGGCCCGGAUGCGAUCCUAUCUGAAUUCAGAUGCUCUCCUUCAUGCACACGUGGUCUUGUAUUAGGAAGUGAGCCGGUUUGUCCUCCUGAUUGCUUUCAGUACAAGGGAACACUUGAUGUAUUCUUGAAAGUGGUUAGACAGGAGGGGUUCGUUAGACUAUGGAGAGGAACAAAUGCAGGCUUAGCAUUAGCUGUACCCACUGUUGGGAUAUACUUGCCUUGUUAUGAUAUAUUCCGCAACUGGAUUGAGGAUUUCACAAGAAGCAAUGCUCCUGGCUUGACACCAUAUGCCCCGCUAGUAGCAGGAUCUGUUGCACGUUCGUUAGCAUGUAUUGCUUGUUCUCCAAUUGAGUUGGCAAGGACGCGUAUGCAGGCAUAUAAAGAGUUUCGGCCUGGAGUGAAGCCUCCUGGAAUGUGGAAAACCUUGGUUGGUGUCAUCUCACCACUUGCAAGUUCAAGUCAGAAUGUACAAAACUACCGUGUUCUGUGGACUGGGGUGGGUGCACAACUUGCUCGAGAUGUUCCUUUCUCUGCUAUAUGCUGGUCAACUCUUGAGCCCAUGCGAAGAAAACUGCUUGGUCUUGUUGGAGAAGAAGGCAAUGCAGCUAGUGUAUUGGGAGCAAAUUUUGCUGCUGGUUUUGUAGCGGGCAGUCUUGCUGCUGGUGCCACAUGCCCUCUGGAUGUUGCAAAAACAAGGAGACAGAUAGAGAAGGAUACUGAGAAGGCAAUGAGGAUGACUACAAGGCAAACAUUAACUGAGAUAUGGAGGUCUGGAGGCAUGAAAGGGCUGUUCACUGGCGUUGGCCCACGUGUUGCACGCGCUGGUCCAUCAGUUGGUAUUGUCAUUUCCUUCUACGAGGUUGUCAAGUACGCUCUUCAUCAAAGGAACACCUCAUGACCCAGUUUUGUUGAUAAGAUGGGAGUCCAUUCACUUUGUAAAAACAACACUGUCCGUGGUUUCCCAAAGUAGGCCUGGUUACUCUGACCUUCGGACGGGCAUGGCUAGGUGUAACUUGGAAGAUCAGAGUGCUCAGCAGUCAAGACUAAACAGGAUUUUUCAUGGACAAUGUCCAUUUCGGUCGAGGAUGACAUCAGUUUUGCCAUGGAGCAGGCUCCAGUUUCGUCUGGCAGGUUUUGGACCAUCGUCUAAGCUUAUGCUUUGAGUGACCUGAAGCUGCUUUGGUUAACUUAUUAGGUAGGUCCUGUAAUUGAAGGUGUUAGUGCAGAUCAAUAAUACCCUAGAAACUACAGAAGAAAUUUUGCAGAUCCUAGUCUCAUGUCGAUGCUUUCUCUAGACCAUGUUCGGUUGAUGAAAGAGCAUCUUGUUGCUGGCUUAGGUUUAAGUUUGCAACAAGUUUAUGUUGUCGGUAAGAUCUAUAUGUGCGUGCACGAUCGCUGUUCAACAAAGUUAUAUUGGUUAAAGAAGCGUUUGCAGCGAGCCUAUGUGACAUAA
This is a messenger RNA of Sorghum bicolor (sorghum), 1963 nucleotides long. RefSeq names its product mitochondrial carrier protein MTM1. Gene Ontology annotation, biological process: mitochondrial transmembrane transport. The record is from RefSeq and is a predicted model, not a curated record. The transcript has 10 exons. The coding region runs from base 209 to 1408 and encodes 399 amino acids. Lineage: Eukaryota; Viridiplantae; Streptophyta; Magnoliopsida; Poales; Poaceae.